This is a messenger RNA of Thunnus maccoyii (southern bluefin tuna), 1021 nucleotides long. Its product is annotated as ubiquitin thioesterase OTUB2-like. NCBI's taxonomy places the organism in Eukaryota, Metazoa, Chordata, Actinopteri, Scombriformes, Scombridae. Gene Ontology annotation, cellular component: nucleus. The transcript is spliced from 5 exons. The record is from RefSeq and is a predicted model, not a curated record. Gene Ontology annotation, molecular function: ubiquitin binding; cysteine-type deubiquitinase activity. Gene Ontology annotation, biological process: protein K48-linked deubiquitination; negative regulation of double-strand break repair. The coding region runs from base 242 to 946 and encodes 234 amino acids.
UUCGCCAUCCUAGGGAAAAGAAAAUAUGGUACUGUCCCUUUAACAUAGCACGUGGUACUGGCAAACAUCCGGUAUACGGAAAAUGGAAACAAAAUUGCAACAAUGUAUUGACACACAGCUUUGACGUUUCGGUGUCUUGCCAAAUUUUUAUUGCGUUUUCGUAUAGUAUUUCCAUGUUGCUGACAUACGACGGAAUGACGUACAGUCACCCGACCCUUAAAACCGUUUGGACUCGCAGAUAAUGACGUUUGUUUCUCGACAGAUGGAGGCUGGCAGCCUUGUCUCAUGCAGGGAGGACAUUUCUGCGGUGUUCCCGGAGGAAACGCCGGAUGCCAAAUAUAAUGAUUUAAGCAGCCAGUUUUCCUCCGUGAGAAAAGUGCGCGGGGAUGGAAACUGCUUCUACAGAGCCUUCUGCUUCGCACACAUGGAGUCAGUCCUACACAGUGCCAGGGCUCUGCAGAGAUUCAAGGACCAAAUUAUUCAAACCAGCAAAGACUUGACCUCUGCGGGAUUUGAUGAGAGUUCCUUCAGGCACCACCUGAACACAGUCAUAAAUGUUGUAGAGCAGUGCCAGGCUGAUGAGCAGGAGGAAACACUGUUCAGGCUCUUCAAUGAGCAGGUGACCUCUGACAGUGUAGUGCAGUAUCUCAGGCUGCUCACUUCAGCACACCUGCAAAACCACGCAGACUUCUUCUGCAACUUCGUGGAGGCGCCCAAUCUGCAGGUCUACUGUCAUCAGGAAGUGGAGGUGAUGGCGAUGGAGUGCGACCAUGUGGACAUCCUGGCUCUGACGCAGGCUCUGGACGUUUGCAUCCACAUCGUCUCUAUGGAGGGCGAUGAACAAGAGUUGGCUCACCACAUCAUUCCAGAGGGCGCUGAACCCUCCCUGCACCUCCUCUACCAAACUUCACAUUAUAACAUUCUCUACCCACGACCUCGACCCUGACCACUGAUCCCUAAGGAAUCAACUCAACUCAGGAAUAUUGACUUUUAGUUGAAUAAAAUCCCAACUGGGCUUGAA